CCUCAAAUAUGUCAAAUCUCCAAGUACAACUAAUUAAGAAGCCUGAUGCCAAAUACCCUAAAGUGAAUGAUGUUUUCUAGGUUAAGACAGCAUCAACACCAACUGCUAGUCAACUUAAGGAUGGCGAAGUAUUUUUGGAGAAUCUAUACUUCUCAAUUGAUGCAACAAUGAGGGUAUGGAUUAGUGGUGCCAAGACUUACGUAGAUCCUGUACUUCCUGGUAACACCAUGUUUGGCUAGGCUGUAUCGAGAGUUCUGGCUUCUAAAAGUUAAAAAUUCUAAAAAGGGGAUUAUGUGAUUGGUGUUGUUAAUUGGACUCUGUAUUAGAUUAUCAGCGAUGCCAAACUACAUCUUGUUAAAAGAGGAGGAGAUAUUGAUGACUUGACUGGAUAUUCAUUCUUAGGUCCAUUAGGAAUUAGUGGAUUGACAGCCUAUAUUGGAUUUGAAGCAAUAGGAAAACCAAAGGAAGGAGAAACUGUAGUUAUCUCUGCAGCUGCUGGAGCUGUUGGAGAAAUUGCAGUCUAAUUGGCUAAAACCUAUUAUAAAUGCAAAGUCAUUGGAAUUGCAGGUGGUCCAGAAAAAUGUGACUAUGUGAAGAAACAAUUAGGUGCACAUGAUUGCAUUGAUUACAAAAAUGAAAAUCUUAGUAAAAGACUCAGAGAAUUAACACCCAAUGGAAUCCAUGUGUAUUUUGAUAAUGUGGGUGGUGAAAUGCUAGAUGAAAUAUUGAUGCAUAUCACAGAUCACACCAGAAUUAUUCUUUGUGGAGCCAUUGCCACAUACAAUUAAACUGGAGAACCAUAUAAAGUCAAGAAUUACCCUAGAUUAAUUAUAAAAAGAGCAGUCAUGUAAGGUUUCCUUUAUUUUGAUCAUCCUGAAUUAUUCAAGCCAGGAUAGGCAACCAUAACAUAAAUGCUCAAAUAAGGACAAUUGAAAAUAAGAUAUGAUGUUCAGAAUGGAUUAGAAUAAGCUCCUAAUGGAUUAGCUAAACUUUUAUUAGGAUAAAAUAAUGGAAAGGUUGUUGUGAAGGCUAAAGCUGAUUAACCAAAGCUUUGAUUAUUGAGUAUAUAACAAAUGAAGGAUUAAUAAUAUUAUAUAUAAUUUCUAUAAUAUCAAUU
Molecule: messenger RNA, 1117 nt
Organism: Paramecium tetraurelia
Lineage: Eukaryota; Ciliophora; Oligohymenophorea; Peniculida; Parameciidae
Exons: 4
Molecular function (GO): oxidoreductase activity, acting on the CH-CH group of donors, NAD or NADP as acceptor
Source: RefSeq, a predicted model, not a curated record